Messenger RNA from Drosophila sechellia, 692 nucleotides. RefSeq lists its product as uncharacterized. Bases 1 to 579 code for a protein of 192 amino acids. The record is from RefSeq and is a predicted model, not a curated record. Lineage: Eukaryota; Metazoa; Arthropoda; Insecta; Diptera; Drosophilidae. The transcript has 3 exons.
AUGCGGGUCAUCAGGGACUUCAUCACUGCGAAGGAGGAGCAACUACUGAUGCUUACUUGCCAUACAACUUGCAGGCAAUCCACGAAUACCGCGAAGUUGAACGCCGAAAGUGGACUCCCCAAAACCGGGCCACGCUGGUUCGCCUCUUGUGAGCUUCCUUCGGUGGUCAGGUCAUGCCCUUCGUGCCCAUCGUGGACUUGGCUGACUCUGGCGCGAUCAAGCCGCACGCGGACAGCACUCGAUUUUGCCUGCUCAGCGACUGAAGCGGAUGACCAAGGAUCCCAUGACUUUGCCAGCUACUCUGCGGAUCUGCUCCUGCCGCGACGGUCGAUCUACAUCAUGAGUGCCCUAGCGCGGUACGAGUUCACUCACGAAAUCCUGGCCAGAGAUCAGAGAGAUGGUGGAAAGGAGGCGACGCGUCUCCGUCAUUUCUCAAAACGAACCUUGAUUGUAGCAUACGUAAAGUAUCAUUUCCUCACAGCUAGUGUACGUGUUCAUAUAUACAAUGAAAAUUUAUUCCGGUUUGGUGAUCAGCUAAUGUUAUACAGACGGCGGACUGCGACGGAUUACACGACGUGAUUCAGCCAUGUAAUAUAUGAUACACUAAAUCAAAUGUACAUAUACAUAGUAUAUCUUAAGCUAACUACUUGUACUUUAUAAAUAUUGGGCUCACCUUUCUCACUCGCUUGAAA